UCUCUCUCUCUCUCUCUCUCUCUCUCUCUCUCUCUCUCUCUCUCUCUACUCACUACCUGACUCACUCACUUACUCACUUACCAACCCACUCUCCCAUCCAACGUAAAUUUCCUACGAUAAAUUCCAUUCCAGAACACCCAUAUCACUAUUCGACCACACCCCCACCAUCAACCCGCUCUCAUCCGGAGAGCCCAGCCAGCCCUACCAGAUUCCCUCGAACCCACCCAAACCACAAUGACCGAUUCUAUCAACAACAACACGCCCGGAGUAGGGGAUGAUGUCCUGCGCACCCCCUCCCCGCUACCCCCGGCCCCAAUGCAAGACUACACGUUCCCCGAACACCGCUUGAAGCGCCGAAUGGACGACCCGGAGAAGACCCCAUUGCUGCUGGUCGCCUGUGGCUCCUUCUCCCCGAUCACCUACCUGCACCUGCGCAUGUUCGAGAUGGCGGCCGACUACGUCAAAUUCAGCACCGACUUUGAGAUUGUGGGCGGGUAUCUGUCGCCCGUGUCGGACGCCUAUCGCAAGGCCGGAUUGGCGAACGCUGAGCAUCGUGUGGCGAUGUGCCAACUCGCCGUCGACCAGACCUCCGACUGGCUGAUGGUCGACACCUGGGAACCCAUGCAGAAGGAAUACCAACCCACCGCCGUGGUCCUGGACCACUUCGACCACGAGAUCAACACCGUCCGCCACGGAAUCGAGGCCGGAGAUGGCACGCGCAAGCCCAUCCAGAUCGCUCUGCUGGCCGGCGCAGAUCUGGUGCACACCAUGUCCACCCCGGGGGUUUGGAGCGAGAAGGAUCUUGAUCACAUCCUUGGCAAAUACGGCACCUUCAUCGUCGAACGCAGCGGAACCGACAUCGAUGAAGCGCUCGCCGCCCUCCAGACCUGGAAGAAGAACAUCCAUGUCAUCCAGCAACUCAUCCAAAAUGACGUCAGCAGCACCAAGAUACGCCUCUUCCUACGCCGUGACAUGAGCGUCCGCUACCUGAUCCCCGUCCCCGUCAUCCAUUAUAUCGAACAACACAAUCUCUACAAGGAUGAUGGAACUGCCGACAAGGGGAAGGGCCGGCAGGAGCCGGGUUCGUCGGGUUGAUAGAAACCUUGUUCUUCCCUCCCCGCGCGCCCUGCCCCCCCCCCCUCCUCCCC
Aspergillus aculeatinus CBS 121060 is the source of this 1148-nucleotide messenger RNA. Its product is annotated as nicotinamide/nicotinic acid mononucleotide adenylyltransferase. Gene Ontology annotation, molecular function: nicotinamide-nucleotide adenylyltransferase activity; nicotinate-nucleotide adenylyltransferase activity. The transcript is spliced from 3 exons. Gene Ontology annotation, biological process: NAD+ biosynthetic process. Bases 235 to 1095 code for a protein of 286 amino acids. NCBI's taxonomy places the organism in Eukaryota, Fungi, Ascomycota, Eurotiomycetes, Eurotiales, Aspergillaceae. The record is from RefSeq and is a predicted model, not a curated record.